AUGGAUCGUUUCACACCACUUGUUUUUAUUUUAUCUACUGGUUCUGAUCCAAUGAAUCAAUUUCAGAAAUUUGCCAAAGAAUACGGUUAUUCAGAACGUGUACACUCGGUUUCUCUAGGUCAAGGUCAAGGACCAAAAGCAGAGAAGUUAAUUGAAGAAGCAAGUAAAACAGGAGAUUGGGUAUUUCUGCAGAACUGUCAUCUGGCUGCAUCAUGGAUGAUCAGGUUGGAAGAGAUAGUGAAACAGCGAGCUGAAAAUCCUAGAUCAACUCACGUUGACUACCGCUUAUAUUUAAGUUCAAUGCCAGCUAAAUCAUUUCCAAUCUUUGUAUUGCAAAAUUCUGUGAAGGUGACCAAUGAACCGCCAAAAGGUUUAAGAGCGAAUCUCAGCAGAGCGAUCAAUGAUAUCUCAAAGGGAGUAUUUGAAACACAUGUUCUGGGAGCUGACUGGCGUAAGUUAGUCUUUGGCAUAUGUUUCUUCCAUUCAAUUAUACUGGAGAGGAAAAAGUUUGGUCCACUAGGUUGGAAUAUCAGUUACGAUUUCAAUGACUCAGAUAGAGAAUGCGCCAUAUUAAAUUUAGAAAUGUUUUGUCAAGAGUCCCACAUACCAUGGGAUGCUUUAACCUAUAUUACAGCUGAGAUUACUUAUGGUGGACGUGUAACAGAUUUCUGGGAUCAACGAUGUUUACGUACAAUUCUUCAGCGUUUCUUCCAUCCAUCUACACUGGAACAAGGUUAUGUAUAUUCAUCAUCUGGUAUUUAUUAUCCACCGGAUAAAAAAACACUAUCUGAAUACGCAGAAUAUGUGUCUAGCCUUCCAUUUAGUGCUGCUCCGGAGUUAUUCGGAAUGCAUGAAAAUGCUAAUUUAGUCUAUCAGCUUCAAGAGACUAGUAAACUGAUAUCUGUCAUACUCAAUGUUCAACCGCGUACAAGUACAUCAGCUACGGGUAAAACAAGUGAUGAAUUAGUUUAUGAGAAUGCAGAUUCAAUAUUAAAAAAACUUCCAGAAAAAAUUAAUAUUGAAGAAGCUCGUUCAGAUUUAUUUGAAACUGAUGAUAAAGGCCGAGUUGAUUCACUGACUACUGUACUCACUCAAGAAAUUGAUCGAUUCAAUAAAUUACUAAGCAUUAUCAGGAAUUCAUUAAAACAACUUAGAAAAGCUAUUAAAGGUUUUGUUGUAAUGUCAGAAGACUUAGAAGGCAUUUAUACAGCAUUUCUACAAAAUUCAAUACCAGAAAUGUGGUCGUCCAAAGCUUAUCCAAGUUUAAAACCACUGGGAAGUUGGGUUAAAGAUUUAGUAUUACGCUGUGAUUUUAUUCAUACUUGGAUGGUCAGAGGAAAACCAAUUUCAUUUUGGAUAUCUGGGUUCUUCUUUCCUCAGGGUUUUCUAACUGGAAUCUUACAGAAUUAUGCGAGAAAGUAUGAUUAUCCGAUAGAUCACUUAACUUUUAAUUUUAAUGUCCUACCACACUAUCGUUAUCAAGAAGAAAUAUCUCUUGCAACAUCUAGACUACGUUUAAGCGAAGUAUUGGAAUGUGAUAAAAGUCUACGUGAACCUGAGGAUGGUGUACUUGUGCAUGGAUUAUAUAUGGAUGGUUUCAGAUGGGAUGAUAAGACUAUGCAAGUGACUGACUCCAUACUUGGAGAAAUGUUAGCAGUUAUGCCCGUGUUGCAUAUGAAGCCAGAAAUGGAUUAUACACCAGAUCCAAGUCACUACAUAGCACCGUUAUAUAAAACAGCAGCAAGAGCUGGUGUAUUGUCAACAACUGGCAUGUCAACUAACUUUAUUGUUGCUGUUCCACUGAAAACAAACAAACCACCAGAGUAUUGGAUUGAAAUGGGAUCAAGUUUACUAUGUGAAUGUGUAAAUUCAUGA
Molecule: messenger RNA, 1875 nt
Organism: Trichobilharzia regenti
Lineage: Eukaryota; Metazoa; Platyhelminthes; Trematoda; Strigeidida; Schistosomatidae
Source: the annotation of a GenBank genome assembly